AUCAAUAAUCAGAGAGGCUCACAAGAAAUUUAACAUCAGAUGGUUGGACUUAUUGCUGCCAAUGACGGGGUUUUACUUCAUAACCACAUCCCACGGAUGCUAAAACUACAUUUCAGGGAAAAGCCUUACUAUGUUGACCUCUUAGAUUUGUUCAAUGAGGUAGAAUUUCAGACAGCUUCAGGGCAGAUGCUUGAUCUGAUCACAACUCAUGAUGGAGAACAAGACCUGUCAAAAUAUAAAUUUCCUGUAAGAUUUAGUUGCAGGGCAGCCCAACCGAUCAUCGUCUUGGUCCGUGUCAUCGUCACCUUCAUUCAAUUCCAUGGUCUUAAACAUCCAUGACGAGUUUUGCUGCCCGAUAACCCUCGACCUGAUGAAAGACCCUGUGAUUAGAGACGAACUUAGAGACGAGAAGACGAAGCUGAGGGCAGAUAAGACGAGUUUCGAUGCCCGAUAAUUGCAUUUUUUGUAAAUUUGGAGAUGGGACAGUUAAAUUUUUUGUAAACUAUAAUUGCAUUUUUUGUAAAUUUGGAGAUGGGACAGUUAAAUUUUUUGUAAACUGUAAUUGCAUUUUUUGUAAAUUUGGAGAUGGGACAGUUAAAUUUUUUGUAAACUGUAAUUGCAUUUUUUGUAAAUUUGGAGAUGUACUAUGAUAAUGGCAAUCAAGUUCCUAACUA
Asparagus officinalis (garden asparagus) is the source of this 674-nucleotide messenger RNA. Its product is annotated as farnesyl pyrophosphate synthase 1-like. The transcript is spliced from 4 exons. Lineage: Eukaryota; Viridiplantae; Streptophyta; Magnoliopsida; Asparagales; Asparagaceae. Gene Ontology annotation, molecular function: dimethylallyltranstransferase activity; (2E,6E)-farnesyl diphosphate synthase activity. Gene Ontology annotation, biological process: trans, trans-farnesyl diphosphate biosynthetic process. The coding region runs from base 40 to 339 and encodes 99 amino acids. The record is from RefSeq and is a predicted model, not a curated record. Gene Ontology annotation, cellular component: cytoplasm.